Messenger RNA from Strongylocentrotus purpuratus (purple sea urchin), 844 nucleotides. RefSeq names its product probable bifunctional dTTP/UTP pyrophosphatase/methyltransferase protein. The record is from RefSeq and is a predicted model, not a curated record. Bases 108 to 731 code for a protein of 207 amino acids. The transcript is spliced from 6 exons. Gene Ontology annotation, molecular function: nucleoside triphosphate diphosphatase activity. NCBI's taxonomy places the organism in Eukaryota, Metazoa, Echinodermata, Echinoidea, Camarodonta, Strongylocentrotidae.
UGUUUUGAUUGAUAUACUAAGAUCUAGACUCUAGUACACUGCAGCUGCACUGAAUACAUACAUCUGAAGUGAAGACUGGAUUGAGAGCUAGCUAGUACAGAAUUGAGAUGUUGCAGCCAAUAUUAUCCAACUUAGGAGGGAAGAGAAUUGUUUUGGCAUCAGGAUCGCCAAGACGAAAAGAUAUUCUCUCUCGUAUCGGUUUGAAGUUUGAAGUUAUUUCAUCUACUUUUGAAGAGAAUCUUGACAAGGGUUCAUUCACACCAGAAGACUAUGUUCAGGAGACAGCGAGAGGGAAAGCAUUGGAGGUAGCAGAGAGGUUAAAAGGGCCUUCAAUGCCAGAUCUGAUCAUUGGUGCUGACACAGUAGUGGCUCUUGGAAACAAGAUCCUGGAGAAGCCCCCAAGUGAGAAGGGUGCUAUUGAGAUGCUGACAGAGCUGAGUGGAUCCACACACAAAGUUCAUACGGGCAUUAUACUUAUAACACCAUGUAAUGGGCAAUUAAAAACAAUCCAAUUCUUUGAGACUACUGAAGUGAUGUUUGCUGAGCUGACACCUGAGAUUGUAAAAGGCUAUGUGGCAACAGGUGAACCAAUGGACAAAGCAGGAGGAUAUGGUAUCCAAGCAAUCGGAGGAACACUGGUGAAAGGCAUUGUGGGGGAUUAUUUUAAUGUGAUGGGAUUCCCGCUUCAUCAUUUCUGUUGUAAGAUGCUGGAACUGUUUGGGAAAAACUGAUGUUAUAUACAUCUUGCCAGUCAUGAGGCACAAUCAUAGGUAGAGCGUUGUGGGAGUAACUAACGUAAGGUCGCAGGUUUGAAACCAUGUCAGAGCGCUAUUGCCUUUGAUAA